Messenger RNA from Impatiens glandulifera, 800 nucleotides. RefSeq lists its product as uncharacterized. The transcript has a single exon. Bases 161 to 685 code for a protein of 174 amino acids. The record is from RefSeq and is a predicted model, not a curated record. NCBI's taxonomy places the organism in Eukaryota, Viridiplantae, Streptophyta, Magnoliopsida, Ericales, Balsaminaceae.
AUAUAUAUAUAUAGAAGAUCCCUUUACCAAGUUCUCCCCCGAUAGUUUUUUUUUUUCCAUAAGCCCUGCAUUUUUGCAGGGCAUAUCGGUGCUUUAAUUCUUCCACAUAGCAAUAAACAAUGUCAUUAUAAAGAAAACCCUCUUUUUCUUUCAUUAUAAGAUGGAAAAUACACCACCCGCCACCACAUUCUCCGGCGACGACGAGAAAAAGAAGAAGAAGAAGACGAACGAUAAAAGCUUCGUCCUCUUAAAGGCUGCCAUAUCUUUACUCCGACGCAAAUCUAAGCCGAUUCAACCCGACGUCGUUUCACAACCCGUCGUUCUGAACAAGAUCAUAGGUUCAAUUCGUCCUCCUCUUCAUCUUCCAGACGAACUAUCAUCUCCAAAUUGUUCAUCUCCUGCAUUCUCUGAUCAAUCUUUCGUCACUGCCACGAAUCAACAGGAUCUCGUAAAUCAAUCAGAUCGAGUUGAUUCAUCGGAGAGUUUGAAAGGUCUUCGUAAGAAUCAUUCGUCUGCAUUUGCUUCCGCCAUUAAUAUGCUGGAACUUGGAAGUGACGGAGAAAGCGAUGAUGAUGAUGAAGUUGAGGAACAGAAUCAUCAUGAAGGAGACGAGAUGAUUGAUAGAAAAGCAGAUGAAUUCAUCGCCAAUUUCUAUAGUAAAUUUAGGGUUCAUGAAAGGAAAUGAUCUCGUUUAGAUCUGACGGUUUACAAUUAUUGGGAAUUGAUGUAAGGUGUCAAAAUUCUUUAUCUUUUAGUUUUUGCUAUCCUAUAAUAAAAUUUGCCCUAAUAUUUUUGUUCCA